Symsagittifera roscoffensis is the source of this 774-nucleotide messenger RNA. Its product is annotated as cytochrome c-like. Gene Ontology annotation, cellular component: mitochondrial intermembrane space. The record is from RefSeq and is a predicted model, not a curated record. Gene Ontology annotation, biological process: mitochondrial electron transport, cytochrome c to oxygen; mitochondrial electron transport, ubiquinol to cytochrome c. Gene Ontology annotation, molecular function: electron transfer activity; heme binding. Lineage: Eukaryota; Metazoa; Xenacoelomorpha; Acoela; Convolutidae. The coding region runs from base 163 to 480 and encodes 105 amino acids. The transcript has 3 exons.
UGUGAACUGUUAUACGCUCUUUCAGCCACAAAAGUUCUUUUUAAAAUUUUGAGUAGUGCUUCAUAUUUAAUAGCUCUUUAAACGCAAAAGAAUAUCGUGUACAUAUUUAGUCUUUUGGCCUCAAUUGUUUAGCAGCGCCGACACCGUUAGCAUUUGAACAUCAUGGGUGAUAUAGGCAAAGGCAAAGACAUCUUCCAGAAGAAGUGCGCACAGUGCCAUGUUAUAGAGGCUGGGAAGCCACACAAACAGGGACCUAAUUUGCACGGCUUCUUCGGUAGACAAACGGGACAGGCUCCCGGAUUCGCCUACUCGGAAGGAAACAAGAAAAAGGCCAUUACGUGGGGAGAGGAUACACUGAACGUCUACUUGCAAGAUCCUAAAAAAUACAUCCCAGGAACGAAAAUGGUAUUCGCUGGACUGAAGAAGGAAAAGGAGAGGAAAGAUCUGAUAGCGUUUUUGAAAGAUGCCAGUCAGAAAUAGACGAAGACUUAAAUGGAGGUGGUUUGCCACCGUAUACUCACGACUGAAGACCAACUGAUGUUCGCAGCACAAAUAAUCAGUAGAACACUCUCGAACUUACAUCUCAUAUUUGCCGCCUAAUUUUUUAAAAUAUCGGAGUAAUUUCACUUCAAGUGAAUAUUCUAACAAUUAACGAUCUAUUAUACCUUAGACUGUGCGUUAGUUUUCACUGAGGUAUUUUACUGAACUACCAAGUUUUUUAAAGACAUUUUAAGAAAGACUAAUUACUAAAUUUACGCUUUUUACCCUUGUUAA